AUGGGCGAGGUGCCGAUAAAGCAGUUUGGAUAUGUUCCCAAGCGACCGCUCGGUAAAAGACUCGGCAAUCGACCAAGCACAACUGAUGGCCUAUCGCCCAGACAGCAGUGGCACCGGAAUAGGAGACCCUGGGGGGGGGGGCGUAUCGCCGAGGCGCGCUGGCAAUGCCCGAUGUGCCAAGGCGUCGCCCGCCGAGGACGGGGCGGGGGCCCGAGACGUAUCGGCGCCACCACCUCGGGCCCUGAGAGUAGCUCUAAGGCCCUCCAAUGGGCGAAGACAGUCAGCACGAAAAAUGCUGCGGCGUUGGGAAGCAGCGCUGAACAUUCGGCAUUGGUCUCCCGUCCUCCGAGACGGCAUCCUAAUGACCGGUCAGGUAGCAGAAACUGUGUCACGGAAGAACCUGGGGUCGGGGGCGCGAACUGCAACAGAGAAUCCCGCGAUACGAGCGGCAAUGUAUGUCGCGGCCGAAUUGGAUCUUGUCGUGAACGCGGCAACAGCAAGAAUGCCGCGGGAGGUAGGAGGGGGGGUGAACCAGAGAGUCUCGAGAAGGGGGGAACCCAACGCGGGCCGGGAACGUCUGCUACCUGGAACCGCAACGUGAAAGAGCCAAGUGGGACAACGUCUAUCGUGGGUGAUGACAGCUACUCGGGCGAUUCUUUCGCUACCGAUGAUGAUACCGAGAACAUAAGCCUCGAAGAUCGAGAAGAAGGCCCCGAAAGCAGAGCUUCGAGAACCGAAGAGCUCCGGCUCAGCGGUAUCCGAAUCGAAGACGACGACGCGACGGUCGGAGCCAUCCCAAGCACGGUUGUCGAGACGGGACGAAGUAUAGAUUAGGUGCCAGUAGUAUAGACUGGUGGGAUGGCAGAGUGUCAGGGGCAUAUUUAUUUUGGAAAAAAUUCUGUUGAGACUCGACGAGUAACAAAGAAAGUCAGAGUUUUGACACAAUGGUGUUUUUGACCUUCAAUUCGAAAUGUCUUCAUCGUUUUCGUGCCGGCCGACCUUUGACCAGUCUUUUUUUGUCUCCGUUUCAUGGCAUACCAUCGCUCACGAGUCAUGUGUUGAUCGAAGUGUCAUUUGUCUCAUCGAAAAAGCGACGUCGUGCUAGGUAGGUUGCGACCAUUCUGUUUCGAGUCCUCGACAUGAGCCCCUCGUGUGACCCCCCCCUUCCUUGUGGCGAGAGCAGGUGGUCAGAGGCGUCAGUGGGUUUUGGUUGGAAUGAGGUUGGGUGUUUUUGUUUUCCCCAUUCGAGCCC
Molecule: messenger RNA, 1252 nt
Organism: Ectocarpus siliculosus
Lineage: Eukaryota; Phaeophyceae; Ectocarpales; Ectocarpaceae
Source: the annotation of a GenBank genome assembly